Messenger RNA from Symbiodinium sp. CCMP2592, 1446 nucleotides. The record is from the annotation of a GenBank genome assembly. Lineage: Eukaryota; Dinophyceae; Suessiales; Symbiodiniaceae.
AUGGAACUUGCGCCUGAGCCUUCAGGAAGUUCAGAACCCCCUGAACACCAUUUCCCAGUCACCCGUCUUGCAGGUGUUGCUGCUUUCUGCAUGUUCUGUGAACUCCCUGCUGUGAACAGCAUUUUGUGGCUUAAGACGACACUGCCUACUUGCGGUUUCAGACACAGCCGUACGCAGAUGUCCGGCAAACCGGAUGCGAUUGAAGUCGAGGCAGGUGAGGUCGACAUGAUGGAACGUGCAGAUUCGAAGAGCCCGGGCAUGUCCCUGCCCGGAACCAUUGCCACCCUGUCGAAUGUGCUUGUAGGCGGCAGCAGCGUUCUGCUGCCAUAUGCAUUCCAGCUCUCGGGAUGGUGCUUCGGACCGCUGGUUCUUGCUGUGGGCUCUCUAAUGGGCUUCACAUUGUGGAUCAUGGGCUUCCUGCUUGAGUCGCUUGAUGAACGCGCAGAGCAGAUGGGCAUACCCCGGUCGCAGCGCGACUGGGGUCUGAUCGGCUACGCAGCUUUUGGGAAUGUUGGCCGCGUGGCCUUUGCCGGCUGCAUGUUCGUUGAUCUGAUUGGAUCUGCCCUGUUCUUGUUGAGCGUUGCCAUCGAACAGCUCCCUUUCCUCCUACCUCUCAAACACGAGUUGGUCGCUGUGCUUUGCUGUCUCGUGGCCUUCGGCUGCUGCCUUAUCCCAAAAAGGUUUUUCUCAGCAAUGGCUGCGUUAGGGAUUGCGUCUCAGGUCAUUCUAGUUGUGGGCAUUCUUGCCACAGGUACCGAGCUGUCCUUCACGACUGGAGCUGCAUCAGACCAACUACUGUUCAAAGCAGCAGGCAUUCCACCCGCUGUUGGCAUUGCUCUUCUCUGCUUCCUCGCUCACAGCGAGGCACCUCUUAUUUACCAGAUGAUGGCAGACCGGACAAAGUGGACCAAGGCAGUGAUCUACAGCAUGAGCGUUGCUGAGACUUUUCUCUUACUCUUCGGUGGAUUGGGAUACGUGUUUUUCGGUGGCAGUGUUGGGCAGUCCAUUGCUGUGAACAUCGGCCGGGACUUGGACCUUCAGCUGCUUCCAGGAAGCUGGCACAUCUGCCUAGGUGCUAUCACAAUCGUGGGCCUAAGCACAAAACAGCUGAUGACUCUGCCUCUUGUGCUGGACGCCACUGGUGAUCUGUUCGGAGAGAUGCUUCAGUGGAAAGGUCGCAUCCUCAUGAAAGCCAUCGUCUUGGCCAUUUCUGGUGUAACUGCGGUACUCUUGAAGGAUGGAGUGGCUUUCAUUGGGGAUUUGGUGGGAAUCCUGCCUGCCAACGCCGUGUGCCUCAUUUUCCCUUGUGCCGCUAUGUUGCAGAUUCGGGGCCAUGAGAUGUGCUUGUGGCAACGACUGGGUGUGCGUGUUGUGGCAGUUGUUUCCACUUUGUACAGUGUGCUUGGAUCCGCGUAUAUUAUUCUGCAGCAAGUGGGUGCUUUGUAA